Ooceraea biroi (clonal raider ant) is the source of this 3574-nucleotide messenger RNA. It is a transcript of the gene PolD1, whose product is annotated as DNA polymerase delta 1, catalytic subunit. Lineage: Eukaryota; Metazoa; Arthropoda; Insecta; Hymenoptera; Formicidae. Gene Ontology annotation, molecular function: DNA binding; DNA-directed DNA polymerase activity; nucleotide binding. The record is from RefSeq and is a predicted model, not a curated record. Gene Ontology annotation, biological process: DNA-templated DNA replication; nucleotide-excision repair, DNA gap filling; DNA replication proofreading. Gene Ontology annotation, cellular component: delta DNA polymerase complex.
UGAAUGGAAGCAGUUGUUCCCGCCUUCAGAAUUCACAUGAUUGUAUUUAUAAGGUUUCAUUUUUUCACAGUAAAUCGGAAUUAUUAAAUCGGAUUAUAUAAAAUUGGUGUGUUAGGCAAAAAGAUAUGAGUAAAAUAAAUAGAAAACCAUUUUCUGCACCUUCAGCAGCGAAGAAGCCCAAAUUUAAUAAAGAUGACGAUGAGGAGAAACCAAGUUCAUUUGAAUCGGAGCUGGCUAGUAUGGAUUAUGCUGGUAUGGAUGAUGAUUUUGCAGAGGAAAUAUUAAUUGGAGAAGGGCCGGAACAGGAAAACACCUCUAUAAAAUGGAGCAGAGCUCCGCCACCACCCUUGAAUCCACAAACUGAUACACUGACGUUCCAGCAAAUAGACAUUGAUCAUUACAUAGGCAAGCCUCUCGUGGGAAUGCCGGGUAGCCAAGUGGGCCCUGUGCCCGUAAUGAGGAUGUUUGGCGUUACGGAACAAGGAAAUUCUGUCUGUUGCCACAUCCACGGCUUCUCCCCAUACUUUUUUGUGUCGGCACCGUCGAAUUUCACGAACAAUCAUUGCAGACCGUUCAAAGAAGCUCUGGAUCAAGCUGUGAAGAAGGACAUGAAGUCGAACCCGGAUAAUAUUCAGGUAGCCAUUCUCGCGGUCGAGCGAGUCUUCAAACAGUCGAUGUACGGGUACGAAGGGGACGAGAAACUGCCGUUUCUGAAGAUCACGGUGGCAGUUCCGAAACUGAUAGCGCCCUGCAAGAGGUUGCUGGAACAGGGCACGGUCUAUGCUUCGUUCAAUCAUCAUUACCGGGCGUACGAAAGUAAUAUCGACUUUGAUAUCAGGUUUAUGGUUGACACGGCAGUAGUCGGCUGCUCUUGGAUCGAAUUGCCGGCGGCGAGUUGGAAAUUGCGCCGUCAGCACGGACACAUGCUGGAACUAAUGACGCGAUGUCAGAUGGAAGUAGACGUCGCAUGGGAUGCCUUCAUCGCUCAUGCACCGGAAGGGGAAUGGUCGAAGGUAGCCCCGUUUAGGAUCCUCAGUUUCGAUAUCGAGUGCGCUGGACGCGAAGGGAUCUUCCCGGAAGCGAAGUAUGACCCGGUGAUACAAAUCGCCAACAUGGUCAUACGGCAGGGCGAGCCUGAGCCGUUCCUGAGAAAUAUCUUCACUCUCGACACUUGUGCGCCGAUCGUUGGUUGCCAGGUGUUGAGCUUCGAAAGGGAGAACUUGAUGUUGGAGAAAUGGGCGGACUUCGUGCGACAGUUGGAUCCCGACAUUUUCACGGGCUACAACAUAAAUAACUUCGACUUUCCGUACCUGAUCAACCGCGCGCAGCAUCUCAACGUCAAGAACUUCAACUUCCUUGGCCGAAUAAAGAACGUGAAGUCGGUCAUCAAGGACCACGUGCUGCAGAAUAAACAGUUGGGUCGUCGCGAGAACAAGUCGAUCAAUUUUGAAGGGAGAGUCCCGUUCGAUUUGUUGUUGGUACUGGUUCGAGAUUACAAACUAAGGUCUUACACGCUGAACGCGGUGUCGUAUCACUUCCUUCAAGAGCAGAAGGAAGACGUCCACCACAAGGACAUAACGGGAUUGCAGAACGGAAACGCGCAGACGCGUCGACGGCUCGCCGUGUACUGCUUGAAGGAUGCGUACCUGCCGCUUAGACUACUCGACAAGCUGAUGUGUAUUAUUAUCUACAUGGAAAUGGCGAGAGUCACAGGAGUCUCCCUGUCCAGCCUGUUAACCCGCGGACAACAGAUCAAAGUUAUUUCUCAGCUGUUGCGUAAGACUCGAGAGAAAGAUUACUUGAUACCAGUGCACCAGGGCCACGGCACGGACGAGCAGUUCGAAGGAGCGACCGUCAUCGAGCCGAAACGUGGCUAUUACAAUCACCCAAUAGCUACUUUGGACUUUAGCUCUCUGUAUCCGAGCAUCAUCAUGGCGCACAACUUGUGCUACACCACUCUGUUGACCGUCGCCGCGAAGAGGCAGCUCAGUGUUCAGGAGGAGCACAUCACCACGACGCCCAGCAAUUCGCUGUUCAUCAAAAGUUCCAUGCGGAAGGGGAUCCUGCCUGAGAUUCUGGAGAAUUUGUUGGCCGCGAGGAAGAGAGUUAAGGCGGAGCUGAAGGAGGAGACGGAUCCGCUGAAGCAGAAGGUGCUCGAUGGCAGGCAAUUCGCCUUGAAGGUAUCGGCGAACUCGGUGUACGGUUUUACAGGCGCGCAGAUGGGCAAGCUACCGUGCCUGGAAAUAUCCGCUAGCGUUACCGCCUACGGGCGCACCAUGAUAGAAAAAACGAAGCAGGAGGUGGAGGAUCACUUCCGAAUAGAGAACGGCUACAAGAACGACGCGAUGGUCAUCUACGGCGACACCGACUCCGUGAUGGUGAAGUUCGGCGCGAAGAGCAUCGAGGAGGCGAUGGAGCUCGGCAAGGAGGCGGCCGAGUACGUGACGUCCAAGUUCAUCAAACCGAUAAAACUGGAGUUCGAGAAGGUGUACUUCCCGUAUCUCUUGAUCAACAAGAAGCGCUACGCCGGUCUGUACUUCACCAGGCCCGACAAGUACGACAAGAUGGACUGCAAGGGCCUCGAGACGGUGCGCCGGGACAACUGUCCACUGGUCGCGAACAUGAUGAAUACCUGCUUGCAGAUAUUGCUUAUCGAGAGGAAUCCGCACGCCGCCCUGGACUACGCCAAGCAGGUCAUCAGCGACCUCUUGUGCAAUCGUAUCGAUCUCUCCCAAUUGGUCAUCACGAAAGAACUGACGAAGACCGAUUACGCGGCGAAGCAGGCGCACGUCGAGCUGGCGGCGAAGAUGAAGAAACGGGACCCCGGGAACGCGCCGAAAUUGGGCGACCGAGUGGCGUACGUGUUCAUAAGCGCGGCUAAGGGCGCGCCGGCGUACCAGAAAGCGGAGGAUCCGGUUUACGCGCUGCAGAAUAGCAUCCCGAUAGAUACGAAUUACUACCUGGAGAAUCAACUGGCGAAACCUCUGGUGCGCAUUUUCGAGCCUAUCCUCGGCGAGAAGGCGGAAUCGCUUCUCCUAAAGGGCGAUCACACGCGCACGAGGUGCAUCGCCACCUCGCAGGUCGGAGCGCUCGCGGCAUUCACGCGCAAGAGGGAGACCUGCCUGGGCUGCAAAGCGGUUUUACCAUCGGACCGAGAGGACAAAGCGGUGUGCAAGCACUGCGAGUCUCAGGAAGCCGAGCUGUUUCACAAUGAGUUGCUGGCGCAACACAAACUCGAGGAGAAGUUCUCCAGGCUGUGGACCGAGUGCCAGAGAUGCCAAGGAAGUCUCCAUCAGGAGGUCAUAUGCUCCAACCGUGACUGCCCGAUAUUCUACAUGAGAGUGAAAUCUCGAAUGGAAAUGGCUACAAAAGUCAAACGGAUUCAAAGAUUCGGCAUUCCGCAGUGGUAACGAAGAAAGCGAUGGCGACACACGUGUGAGCGCGUUUGACAACCAGUCCAUCGCUUGGUCGAGCCCCUCGCCCUUCGUCGCGGAAGUCUUGAAUAUCUGGAAGGUUCUGUUUUUCAGGGCGUCUAAUCCGAGAGCCUGGUGGACUUCCGCGACGCUCAGGCACC